UCCUCCUCCUCCCCGGAGCUGCGAGGCCGGCAUGGCGGCGGCGGCGGCGACGGGCCCGGGCGCGCUGGGCGCCCGGGAAGCGGCCGAGGCGGCCCGCGCGCUCUCGCUGCCGGCCGAGGCCUUCGGGAACGACCCGCGGCUGGAGGCGGCCUGGGCCGAGCGCGCCUUCCAGCACGCCCAAGUCUACUUCCACCUGCUCUCGGCCGCUGACCCCGCGGGGCUGAGGCUCACCCGGGCCGACGACCGGAUCUACGCCGCCUUCCGCCGGAGCUUCCCCGACCUGCGCGUCGACCUGCUGGACGUGGAGGCGCUCAAGUCGGAGCCGGCCAAGGAGAAGUGGCGCCCCUUCUGCCUGCAGUUCGAGGGGGCGGUGGAGGACUUCAACCUCGGGACCCUCCUGCGCCUCGACUGCCGCCGCGGCUACUCGGAGGAGAACUCCGUGCUGGCGCCGCGCAUCCAGUUCCUGGCCAUCGAGAUCGCGCGCAACCGCGAGGGCUGCAACGGCGCCGUGUAUCGCAGCGCAGCCGCCGCCGCCGCUCCAGAAGCCGAGCCGGACCCGGCCGGAGCCCGCUGAGCGCCUCGCCGGACCGGACCAGAGUCGUGCGCGGAUCUCCGCCCCCCGCGGGUGGCCUGGGACGGGGGCGAGCCUCUCUCCCUCCCGGCCCUUCGCCUUUGUACGGGCGGCCCCCGGAGGUCGCCCCGCACCCC
Pseudonaja textilis is the source of this 708-nucleotide messenger RNA. RefSeq names its product polysaccharide biosynthesis domain containing 1 (gene PBDC1). Lineage: Eukaryota; Metazoa; Chordata; Lepidosauria; Squamata; Elapidae. The record is from RefSeq and is a predicted model, not a curated record. Gene Ontology annotation, cellular component: cytoplasm.